Messenger RNA from Thamnophis elegans (Western terrestrial garter snake), 3878 nucleotides. It is a transcript of the gene JAG2, whose product is annotated as jagged canonical Notch ligand 2. Gene Ontology annotation, biological process: establishment or maintenance of epithelial cell apical/basal polarity; Notch signaling pathway; heterophilic cell-cell adhesion. The transcript is spliced from 26 exons. The record is from RefSeq and is a predicted model, not a curated record. The coding region runs from base 337 to 3615 and encodes 1092 amino acids. Gene Ontology annotation, cellular component: plasma membrane; protein-containing complex. NCBI's taxonomy places the organism in Eukaryota, Metazoa, Chordata, Lepidosauria, Squamata, Natricidae. Gene Ontology annotation, molecular function: calcium ion binding; Notch binding.
UGUUCGCACAGCAGAGGCGCACAGAGGAGCGAGCGGAGUUGCGAGGGACGGCCGCCGCUGCUGCUGGCAGACCGUUCCCUUUUCUGUUGCGGAGUGCUCUCGUCUAGGUGGAUCCCGGCUGGCGAGCGCUGGCUUGCGCCUCCGCGGGUCCCAGGCUGUUAGGCUAAGCAUCGGGGGAGGGGGCGAUUAAGGCUCGGGAGAGCUUUCAGCUUGCACCCGGCGGAGAGCCUUCCUGCCCUUCUUGCCGCCGAUGCGCCGAGCAGCGGCUGGUCGAUGGCUUGUCGAGUCCUUGCCUGUCUUCCCUGAUCCAAAGGCGUUCGGCUCGGAGCAGCAGGCAUGCUGGAUUGUGGCGGGCGGCACUGGGCUCUUUUUGCUGCGGCGCUCAGGCUGUGGCUGCUCCUAACUUUAUGGACGCAGGUCUCCCAGUCCACGGGCUAUUUCGAGCUGCAGAUUAACUCGGUAAAGAAUGUAAACGGCGAAUUGUCGAAUGGGGAAUGUUGUGAUGGCACGAAACCCCCAACGAACGUGGACUGUACUCGGGAUGAGUGUGAUACUUACGUGAAAGUCUGUCUGAAGGAAUACCAGGCUAAAAUCACGCCUAUUGGGACAUGCAGCUACGGCUCCGGAUCUACUCCUGUUCUUGGGGGAAAUACUUUUUAUCUGAACAGCCGAAAUUUUCAUCAGGGUAAAAACCACGACAUGGGGAGGAUUGUUAUACCUUUUCAGUUUGCUUGGCCGAGGUCAUUCACAUUAAUAAUAGAAGCCUGGGACUGGGAUAAUGAAACAAAAGCUGAUGACAAAUUAUUAAUUGACAGAGUAUCAUCUGCUGGUAUGAUCAACCCAGAAGAUAGAUGGACAACACUACAGUUGAAUGGCCAUGUUGCUCAUUUUGAAGCACAAAUAAGAGUGAAGUGUGAUGAAAACUAUUAUGGACCACAGUGCAAUAAAUUUUGUGGCCCGCGUGAUGACUUUGUGGGCCAUUACACAUGUGACCAAAAUGGAAAUAAGGCUUGUAUGGAAGGCUGGAUAGGUGAUGAAUGUAAACAAGCUGUAUGUAAGCAAGGAUGUAAUUUAAUCCGUGGAGGAUGCAGUGUACCUGGGGAGUGCAAGUGUAAUUAUGGUUGGGAUGGGCAAUUCUGCGAUGAAUGUGUCCGCUACCCAGGCUGUGCUCAUGGGAGUUGCAACAUCCCAUGGGAAUGCAAAUGUGAAACAAACUGGGGCGGCCUACUCUGCAACAAAGAUUUAAACUACUGUGGAAAUCAUCAUCCAUGUGUGAAUGGUGGAACCUGCAUGAAUACAGAACCAGAUGAAUAUAGCUGUGCUUGCCAAGAUGGUUACUCAGGAAAGAACUGUGAAAUUGCUGAGCAUGCUUGUGUUUCAAAUCCUUGUGCUAAUGGCGGAAUUUGCCAUGAAAUUUCAUCCGGGUUUAAAUGCCAGUGUCCUAAAGGAUGGAGUGGACCAACAUGUGCUAUUGAUAUUGAUGAAUGUGCAUCUAACCCUUGUGCUAGUGGUGGUACUUGUGUCGAUCGCAUUAAUGGGUUUGAAUGUAUAUGUCCACAGCAGUGGAUUGGGGCAACCUGCCAUCUUGAUGCUAAUGAGUGUGAAGGGAAACCCUGUCUUAAUGCUCAUUCUUGCAAAAAUCUUAUUGGUGGAUAUUAUUGUGACUGCAUUCCAGGAUGGAAAGGAGUAAAUUGUCAUAUCAAUGUUAAUUAUUGUCAUGAGCAGUGCCAAAAUGGAGGGACUUGCAAGGAUGACGUGAAUGGCUAUCAUUGCAUAUGCCCUCCUGCUUUCAUAGGCAAGAACUGUGAAAAAAAAGUUGAUGACUGCAUGAACAACCCAUGUCAGAAUGCAGGUCACUGUACUAACCUCAUCAAUGGAUUCCAUUGUCUUUGUCCUCAUGGCUUCUCAGGAGAAUUCUGUGAGAUUGAUAUAGAUCUCUGUAAGCCUAACCCUUGCCAAAAUGGAGCACAGUGUUAUGAUCUGGGAGAAGACUAUUAUUGUGCUUGCUCUGAUGAUUACGAUGGAAAGAACUGUUCUCACCUCAAGGAUCACUGUAAAAAUAACUCUUGUAAAGUAAUAGACAGCUGUACAAUAGAAGUCUUCACAAAUGCUACUCAGAAUGGCAUUCGUUUAAUCUCAUCCAGUGUAUGUGGACCUCAUGGACGCUGCAUCAGUCAACCAAGAGGAAAUUUUACUUGUGCCUGCGAAAAGGGCUUUACCGGAGCGUACUGUCAUGAAAAUAUUAAUGACUGUCUUGAGAAACCCUGCAAGAAUGGUGGAACCUGCAUAGAUGAAGUCAAUGAUUUCAGAUGCUUCUGUCGGAAUGGCUGGGAAGGAAAAUUGUGUGACAUUAAUUUUAAUGACUGCUCACCAAAUCCAUGUCACAAUGGGGGCCAGUGCAUUGAUUUAGAGAAUGACUUCUAUUGUGCAUGCAAAAAUGGCUGGAAGGGGAAAACAUGUCAUUCAAGUAAGUACCAGUGUGAUGCAAACACUUGUACAAAUGGAGGAACAUGUUACGAUGAUGGUGACACUUUUCGAUGCUCUUGUCCUCCAGAAUGGAAAGGAAGCACUUGCAAUAUUGCUAAAAACAGCAGCUGUAUUCCUAAUCCUUGUUUGAAUGGCGGAACUUGUGUUGGCAGUGGAGAUUCCUUUUCUUGCAUUUGUAAAGAAGGUUGGGAAGGACGCACAUGUACCCAGAAUAUUAAUGAUUGCAAUCCACACCCAUGUUACAAUGGAGGCAUCUGUGUUGAUGGUGUGAAUUGGUUUCGCUGUGAAUGUGCACCUGGGUUUGCUGGUCCUGACUGCAGAAUCAAUAUUGAUGAAUGCCAGUCCUCUCCUUGUGCAUAUGGUGCUACUUGCAUUGAUGAAAUAAAUGGUUACAGGUGUACUUGUCCUGCUGGACGAGCUGGAACAAGAUGCCAAGAAGUUAUAGGCUCUGGAAAAUCUUGCUGGUUUAAAGGAAAGUCCUUUCCUCACAGGAGUAGAUGGGAUGAAGAAUGCAACAGUUGCCAUUGUCUGGAUGGACACAUUGAUUGUACCAAGGUAUGGUGUGGAAGGAAAUCUUGUUUGCUUACCAAACAUGGGGACCGUUCUAGUUACCAAUGUCCUAGAGGCCAAGAAUGCCAAGAAAAUUCAUACAUCAAAUGUUUCCAACCACCUUGCAUUGACUGGGGAGAAUGCAGUGAAUCAGAACCUCUACUUGUUAACAUCAAGUGCUUCCCUAAUUCGGGCCACUUGGACAACAGCUGUGCAAGAAUUACUCUGAUUUUUAACAGAGAUAAAGUACCCCAGGGCACUACUGUUGAAAAUGUAUGCUCUGAAAUAAGAUAUUUACCAGCAACUAGAUCUGUUUCUAGUGAAAAAAUAUUGUUAGUGUUGUGUGACCUAUCCUCCAUAGAGAAUGCAGUGGAAGUCGCUGUUUCUUUCAUCUUGCAUCAGGACGAGACGGAUAAUAGUCUCAUACAGAAUGCUGCCAAUACUAUAGUAAAUGCAAUUACAAGACGGCAAAACAGCACAGUUAUGCUUGCAGUAACAGAAGUCAAAAUAGAGACCAUAGUAGUUGGGAAUUCUUCUUCAUCAGAUUAUCUGGUUUCCAAUCCUGUGUGUAGUUUUUAGUAUUGUAUGGAUAACCUGCCAAUAAUAAUUUGUGUGUGGUGGACACGAAAGAGAAGAAAAGAGAGAGAAGAAACCGCCCAUCCAGUGAAGAGGAUACAAAUAAUCAGUGGGCACCUCUAAACCCUAUUGGAAUCCUAUAGAUAGACCUUACAGUUCAUACGGCAUUCAUUAUGAACAGAAAAUUUUAUAUCUCCUCAAAAAGAACUUACGAUGGGGUAGAGGAGUACACAGAGUAUGAGGCAGAGGAGGAAGAGGAGGAGAAG